Belonocnema kinseyi is the source of this 2192-nucleotide messenger RNA. RefSeq names its product lachesin (gene Lac). The record is from RefSeq and is a predicted model, not a curated record. The coding region runs from base 268 to 1359 and encodes 363 amino acids. NCBI's taxonomy places the organism in Eukaryota, Metazoa, Arthropoda, Insecta, Hymenoptera, Cynipidae. Gene Ontology annotation, cellular component: neuron projection. The transcript has 6 exons.
UUUUCCUUCCUUCUAUUCUAUUUAUACAAAGGUAGCGUCGUCCGCCUCCAUAUUUAUCGAGACACCUGUGUAAUAACGCAACCUGCGUUGUUUGAAUACAAGUGGAUUUUUCGUCGAAAUAAUUCGUGGAAUUAUCGCGACGAAAAACGCAAACCUUUCGCUAAAUCUCGGUCAAGCAAUACAUUCUUCUAUCGGUGGUGCCUUAUGCCUUGAAAAAUAACGUAAAGUGUUCUUAAGCGUUGAUUGCUCAUCCUUGGGUGUGUCACGAUGAAGUCACUUGGCGUGACUCUGGCGUUCACGCUACUACAAAUAGUAACUGGCCAAAGAACUCCCACGAUAUCCUACAUAUCUCAGGAACAGAUCAAGGAUAUUGGAGGAUCUGUAGAGUUGCAAUGUUCAGUACAAUAUGGGAAUGAAUAUCCCGUUUUGUGGAUAAAAAUUAAUAGGAAUGGUGGAGGGCGCGAUCAACUGCCACUUUCGACCGGCACAAGUUUGAUUGUUCGAGACAGCAGGUUUGCUCUCAGAUAUGACACAGCUUCUUCCACUUACAGUUUACAGAUUAAAGACAUCCAGGAGACAGAUGCCGGACACUAUCAAUGUCAAGUCUUAAUUUCAUUGAAUAAUCGAAUCUCAGCAGAAGUCGAGUUACAAGUUCGUCGACCGCCAAUUAUUAGUGAUAAUUCUACUAGGGCUGUAGUUGUCAGUGAAGGUCAAACCAUCGCAUUGGAAUGUUACGCAGGUGGGUUCCCACCACCAAGGGUCUCGUGGCGAAGAGAAAACAACGCUAUUUUACCCACCGGAGGAUCGAUUUACCGAGGCAAUACGCUGAAAAUAGCGUCGAUUAAAAAGGAUGAUCGUGGCACGUAUUACUGUGUAGCUGAAAACGGUGUUGGUCGUGGAGCAAGGCGUAACAUAAAUGUUGAAGUUGAAUUCGCCCCUGUAAUCACCGCACCACGACCACGCCUCGGACAAGCUUUGCAGUAUGAUAUGGACCUGGAAUGCCACGUGGAAGCUUAUCCUCCACCUGCAAUCGUUUGGAUUAAGGAUGAUAUCCAACUGUCGAAUAACCAACAUUAUAGUAUAUCUCAUUUCGCCACUGCGGACGAAUAUACUGACACGACAAUUAGAGUAAUUACUAUUGAAAAGAGGCAAUAUGGACAAUAUGUCUGCAAAGCGUCCAAUAAACUUGGAACGGCCGAGACCAGAGUUGAGCUUUUUGAAACCAUUAUUCCUGUUUGCCCGCCUGCUUGCGGCCAAGCUCAUUAUGCAACUGGCGUUAUUCCGAUGUCUUCGGGACCUCUGGUAGCUUUAUCCUUGGUUGUUGCAGCUGUCCUAAGAAAUUUCUACUCCAGAUAUUAAUUAUCCGGGACUCCAAUCGGCAGCUGCAGAAUGUCGCGUUGUUUCGAAAUGGUUGCCUGCCUUAAUAAUCGCGACUAUUUUCAUCAAAUUUUAGAUACUAGCCUUAACGACUUGACUCCACUGAAAAAUUUAUCACGACGUUAUUUUUGUAGUUGUUUAUACUAAAAUGAAAAGUGUGAUCAUUUUUAUAAUUUAUGCUCGCGUUAGGUACGACGAAGUGUUGACAUCGUACAAAAGGACAUUCCAAAAAUUCAUAAUACUAAAUCUAACCGUUUAUAGGGAAAAGUGAGUCACUCUUCUACGUUUUUCUUACGUAGCUUCCACACCAUCGGCAUAGAAAAUGCCGAGAUAAAAGCGUGAUUGCGUACAGUCGGAAGCUCUGAAUGAAAAAUGGAUUAGUCUUAAAUUUCAACGUUGGCAGCUUUUAAUCCUUUUUCAUUCAAUGUCUUCGGCUUUAGAACAAUAUUUAUGAUAUUAACCCCAAUGUGGCUCUGGCAUUAUUAACAAGAAUCUCGAUUGUUGGUGCAUUAGGGAAAUUUUUAGAUUCGGUAUUGUAUUAAAAGUACAAUUAGCAGUGCUGUUAAAAACUGUUCUGGAAUAAUGCGCCUUUUUAGAAUGGGCUAUUUAUGGUUUAUAUAGGGUUUGUAAAGACGAUUCAGAGCCAUCUAUUCUUAGUGAUAGCGAAAUAAUUUGUAUAUUACGAACGAAGUAACUUUAGUAGAAUGUCAUUAAAAUAAGUUUUUGUACGAAGUUUUUACAAUGUUAGAAUUUUACGUUUACUGGUUGACGGUAAACUAUCACAACGAAUUUUAAUAAAUGAAAAUUUCGAAAGU